This is a messenger RNA of Cydia splendana, 1991 nucleotides long. Its product is annotated as F-box/LRR-repeat protein 16. The transcript is spliced from 6 exons. Gene Ontology annotation, biological process: SCF-dependent proteasomal ubiquitin-dependent protein catabolic process. Gene Ontology annotation, molecular function: protein binding. Lineage: Eukaryota; Metazoa; Arthropoda; Insecta; Lepidoptera; Tortricidae. The record is from RefSeq and is a predicted model, not a curated record. Gene Ontology annotation, cellular component: SCF ubiquitin ligase complex. Bases 377 to 1612 code for a protein of 411 amino acids.
AGACAAGAAAACGCGUAGGAAACGUCAAGAACAGCCGAAUAAUUUAAGAAUACUUGAAACUUCACAACUUUGACUGUCAACAUUAACUUUCUUAUUUAGUCGAUUAAUUUUUCUUCCAAGGUGCUGAGACUGCUGAGCGAAACUAAUUUGAGCUUCUUAUUAUUUUCAUUUUUGCAAAAUACUGAAUAACAUUCGCUAAUGGUGCAUAGUGUUAAAUUAAAUCAAAUCAAAUAUGUUGACAUAAACGUGAUAAUGGUGUUUUUAUGUCUACUACAUCAAAUAUAGUAUCGCGGUGGCGGGUUGCGAGCACGGCGCGGGCGGGGGCGGGGGUGCGGCGGGGCGCGGCGCGGACACGAUCCGGCGCGUGAAGGUGAAGAUGUCGUCGGUGUCCGCGCAGGGCGUGGUGGAGCGCGCAUCGGCCGAGCUGUCGCGGCGCAUCACGGGGCUGGGGCUGCGCGGGCGGCGGCGCUCGCCCGGCGUGGUGGAGCGCGUGGCCAACGCGCUCUGCGGGCCCGCCGCCGCCGCGCCCCGCGUGCCCCGCCGCCGGCGCCCGUCCCCUCGCCCCCUCGUCUGGACCCAGUACGUCCAGGAGGAACGCUUCCUCGAAAAGUUCUUCCUGUAUUUCAACUCCAACGAGCGACGGACGUUGGCUCAAGUCUGCACCAAGUGGCGCGACGUGCUAUACUCGUCGCCGCGGUGGUGGACCGGCCUAGUGGCGGUCCUCGACUGCCGCGAGCUCCGCUCGGCUACCGGCUUCUGCAUGCAGAGGUUCUAUAACUCCUUAGUUAGAAGAGGAAUCCGCGGGGUUGUGUUAGUUUCGGCUAGUGAUGAUGAUAUUAAUGAAUUUAUAAGACAAUUUCCCUUGUCGGCUCACCAUGUCCACGCUAUUAGCCUAAAAGGAUGCACAAUAACAGAUAGAGGGCUUGAAGCGAUCUUGGAUCACCUACAGGUAGGAGCAGUGGCGCAACUCCUGCCAUCCCUAUACGAAUUCUCCCUACAAGCGUACCAUGUAACGGACGCGGCGCUCGGCUACUUCUCGCCCAAACAGAGCGCCUCGCUCAGCGUGCUGAGGCUGCACAGUUGCUGGGAGCUCACCAAUCACGGCGUCGUCAAUAUUGUGCAUUCACUUCCCAACCUGACCGUACUGUCACUAAGCGGGUGCAGCAAAGUGACGGAUGAGGGCGUAGAGCUCCUAGCUGAGAAUUUGCCGCGGCUCCGGUGCCUCGACCUGAGCUGGUGUCCGCGCGUCACCGACAACGCGCUGGAGUACAUCGCUUGCGACCUCAACCACCUGGAGGAACUGACUCUAGACCGUUGCGUGCACAUAACGGAUAUAGGCGUGGGUUACAUUAGUACGAUGCAAUCGUUAGUGGCGCUAUUCCUGCGCUGGUGCUCGCAGCUCCGUGACUUUGGCGUACAACAUCUCUGCGGUAUGCGGUCGCUGCAGCUGUUGUCACUGGCCGGUUGCCCGCUGCUGACAUCAGGCGGUCUCUCAAGCCUGAUCCAACUGCGACAGCUCCGCGAGCUCGAGCUGACCAACUGCCCCGGCGCCUCGCCCGAGCUCUUCGACUAUCUGCACGAGCAUCUGCCGCGGUGCACCAUCAUAGAGUAACCACGUCAAUUCAACAGGUACGCGAGGGAAAUUAUUUUCGUUGCAUUCGAUACUACUACUGAAGUACGUCAUAUUGUAUGAUGUUGGCCAUGUUGUAUGAUGCCGCUGCCGUUUGAUCACUAUUUGUGACGUUUCAAUCAAAACAUUCAAAACGUAUCACACUGUCGGUUGUCGAUUAGGUUGAUUUUAAAUCGGAGCUAUAUGGAAAUAGUGCGUUAUUGACAACCGACAAGUAUGUACAUUUGGUUGAAAAUGGCACAUUUAUUUUUUAGAGAUGGGUCGAUUUGCCGAAUACGAAUAUUCGGCUGAAAGUACGGUUCAGAUCUUACCGAACCGAAUAUUCGGCCGAAAUAUUCGGUUAAUCUGUAUCAUUCUAAUA